Molecule: messenger RNA, 5078 nt
Organism: Epinephelus lanceolatus (giant grouper)
Lineage: Eukaryota; Metazoa; Chordata; Actinopteri; Perciformes; Serranidae
Source: RefSeq, a predicted model, not a curated record
UGUACCCACCCUGCAGCCACAACAUGAGCCUACGGAAACUCAGUUUGAAGUGGUUUGGUAGCCUCACCAACCUCUCCUUUCGCCGCUCCACUGAGAAAUCAGACUCCAAGUCCUCUCCGUCCAAGUCUGGAGCUGGAUAUGUACCUGGAGAUGUCUGUGGUGCAGCAGUCCUGGCUCCAGUUGUUGAGGCAACAAUGGAUGACAUGGAUGCCAUGCGACCUCGCACUGCCAGCUAUGUCCGCUCCAGUGAGAGCUACACACACAUGGGCACACUGCCCCGGCUACUGAUGAAGAAGAGAGACAAAGGCAAUAAAGGAGGCUCCAGCAGCAAUAAGAAAACUAAAGACAAGAGCAUCAGCAGGAGUCAAAGCCAGCGACCUGCAGGGGACCAAGACCGUUCACCCCUGAGGCUCACAGCUGCCUCAUCCAAAGCAGCCAGGGAUGAAGCUGGAGCUAAAGCUGACACUGGGCUCACUAAAGACUGUCUCACUGAUCCAAAGACCCAGCUGGGACCCACAGAUCAAACUACUGCCACAAACACCCAAAACACCAUCUCUGGACCUGUAGCUGUCAGGGAAGAUGUGUCGCCAUCUGGUGGCUCAAGUUCUGCACUCCAACCAGAGACUUCUGACAAGCAGGGCAUCACCCAGACAGGUGCAGACUUAAACCCACAUCCUCUCAGCCCAGGGAGUGAUCAGACCAGGACUCAUGAGGAUGAUGGGUUAGAGUCCAGGCCUGUGUCUGAACCAAAGGAGGAGGCUGAGAGCAGAGAGCUGACAGAGGGAGCGGACAGUGGAAACCAAAACUCUGACAGCACUCACAGCCACAUGGAGCCAGCAGAGAGCCAGGCGGAAUAUGUGCAGUUCUCCAAGGAGAAGUACCUGCUGGAGUCUCCCCCCGAGAAACUUCGUAAGGAGCUGGAGGAGGAGCUGAAACUGAGCGCUGCUGACAUCAGGAGCCAUGGCUGGUACCAUGGACACAUACCCAGAGAGGUGUCAGAGACUCUGGUUGUGCGUAAUGGAGACUUCCUGGUGCGUGACUCUCUGACCAGUGUGGGUGACUACGUUCUGACCUGUCGAUGGGAUAAUGAGGUGCUGCACUUCAAGAUCAGCAAAGUCCUGGUCAAAUCCAGUGAGACCAAGGUACAGUAUAUGUUGGAGUCCGACAGCUUUGACUCGGUCCAGGAGCUUGUGCGGUUUUACGUGGGCCAGCGCAAACCUGUCUCCCAGUCCAGCGGUGUCCACAUCUACUGUCCGGUCAGCAGGACUCUUCCUCUGCGCUACCUGGAGGCCACCUUUGCUCUGGCCACCAGCAAGCAAGGCUCCGCCUACUCACCAUCCAGUCAGAGGGGAGCAUACAUCAAGAGGCGGAGCGUCACCAUGACCGAUGGGCUGACGACUGAGAAGAUGAUACCUCACAGUGACUCAGACAGUCCCAGUCCAGUUAGGACACCAGUGGCACCACCAGAACCAGAGCCGGAGCCUGUGCCCAACUGCAGCCCGUCAACAAUCCACCACCAUAAAGACGCAAUGCGGAACUGUGCGAUGAGCAUGGACCAGAUUCAGGAGUACCGCUGCCCCUUGUCACCUGUUGGGGAAACACCACUGUCUCCUGCAUACAGUGCUAUCACCAGGCAGAGGGCCCACUCAGGCGGGCGGGUCCUGGCUGUCGUCCCACCCUCCCCUGCUGUGAUGCGGCUUUCCAGCGACCCUCAGCUCAGCCCCUCAGCCGAUAACAACCCUCCAGAGCAUCCCGCGCACACAUCUCACUCGGCACACUCCACGCCCGCCCAUCACCCCAGCUACCAAUCACAUUCCUCGGAAACAGCAGGGAGCUACUGCGACCUCAGACCUUGCCCCGCUGGGCCCCCUAAACCCCCAACUAAGGGCUACGUGGAGCGAUUGCGAGUGGAAGAAGGGAGGGAGGACGGAGCGAGGGAGGAUGGAGAGGGGAUGUUUACUGCCCCACAGGUGGAGACAGCGUCCUCGUUCAGGCCAUCCAGGUACGAGUCUUGCCUUCUGCCAGCUGAGAAUAAGCCUCUGGAGAUGUCAGUGCUGAAGAGAGUCAAAGAGCUGCUGGCUGAGGUGGAUGCAAGGACCACGGCUAAACACAUCACCAUGGCAGACUGCACGGUGGCUCGAAUAUUAGGCGUAACCCCAGACAUGCAAAGGAUGAUGGGAGUAUCCUCAGGGUUGGAGUUACUGACAUUACCGCAUGGACACCAGCUAAGGCUUGACUUACUGGAGAGGUUCUACACCAUGUCUAUCAUGAUGGCAGUGGACCUGCUAGGCUGUACGGGAAGCACAGAGGAGAGGGCGGCGCUGCUGCACAAGACCAUCCAAUUGGCAGCAGAGUUGAAAAGCAACCUGGGGAACAUGUUUGGCUUUGCUGCUGUGAUGAGAGCCCUGGAGCUGCCACAGAUUUCCCGGCUGGAACAGACGUGGGUGACAUUACGCCAGAGACACACAGAGGGCGCCAUUCUAUAUGAGAAGAAACUCAAACCUUUCAUGAAGAAUAUGAACGACGGCAAAGAGUCGAAUGCCCUUUCCAACACCUCCCUACCCCACAUCAUUCCCGUCCUUUCCUUACUGGAGCGGGGCAUGGUUAUCGGGGACACGCUGGAGCCCUGGGAGAGUGCAGAAGUUGGAGUAGACGUGGUCAUGUACCACCUAGAGGCAGCCCGAACCAUCGCACAUCACGGGGGGAUCUAUAGAACCAACGCUGAGACCAAACUGCAGGGAUUCCAGGAGCGGGCAGAAAUCCGCGAGAUCUUCCAGACAGAAUUUCAGAUGCGUCUCCUAUGGGGCAGCCGCGGCUCUGAGGGCAGCCAAUCAGAGCGUUACGAGAAGUUCGACAAGGUCCUCACAGCUCUGUCACACAAGCUAGAGCCUCCUGUGCGCCACAGCGAGCUAUAGCAUCUGCCCCGACACCCACCGUCGCCAAAACACCCCCAUCUGCACUCACCACUCAUUGUGGUAUGGUCUUAUUUUGCAUCGCAGAGGAUGAUGUGGAAGAGUCCAGCAUGAACACUUGGGAGGGUGGAGAGUGAAUGAAGAGGCAGCUAACGGAGCAUGUGGAGUGAGCAAUAGAAAGAAGAGGGUCUCACUUGUAAAACGUGUUGCACUCACUGUGGACUUCUUUCUGUUCCUCCCUGUGGACUUCCUCACUUAGCGCUAAAAUAUUUAAAUGGCGUCUGGGAAGAGUCGAGCUAAGUGGAAAAGAAGACGGGGGAGGAGACUGACCAGCUCCUCUGCUUGGUACAAACAGUAACAUGUGUACGGAGCGUCCCGAGGGCCGAACAGAGCUGCAGAGUUUGGCUUUGCUCCAAUUUAAAACAAAAACAACAGACUCUCUCUUGUUGCAAACAACUGCUGUCACACACUGUAGCAGAAAUGCUAACAAUAACUUGCAUAGCUCAUAUAUAGAUGUUCAUAUGUGUGAUUGAGUGUGUGUGUGUGUGUGUGUGCGCGUGUAUGUGUGUUUACAUUCCUUCAUUUUUGUAAGUCAUUAAUGUUUCAUGUAUUUUUUUUUUUGUCUAUUUAUUUGUCAUGAUCAAAGACGAUCUAAACAUCAUGGACAUCGCUUCACCAAACUCAUGAGGAUCUGUCAGUGCUCAUUCGGAAGGAACCAUAUUCAUAAAACCUCAUUAAAUAUGUAUCAAGCAGUCCCAUUGAGUCCCAUUAAAAAUGUAUCAGGCAUGCAUUAAUAAAUGUAUCAGAAAUGAAACAUUUGCAGAAGUGAUGCAGCAACUUAAACACGAGGGCUUUGUGAGUUGUUAAAAAUGUUAAGAGGACAAAGCAGCUUCCCUCUGUUGUCGCUGUUUGACUAACACAUUUGAUAUUGUGUGUCUUGUGCACAAAAUAUUGCUAAUAAUGGCACUAAAGAGGCGGAUGUGUACUCUUUAAAUUUAGUUUAAGCAAUGUUUCACUUAGUGUAUAAACAUUUAUGAACAUAUGUUGGUACGACUCCAGCUUCAGUUUGUAAAGUUGCAGAAAUAACUGGUUGAUGCAUGCACCAAGUCAAAUGUUGCUUUAAACUACUGAUUUAAACAUAAUAUGUCAACUUGAGAAAUAUGCAGAUGAAAAUAUUUCAUGUCUGGAUAAUCCUGAAUGAUCUUGAAUGAUACCAAACUUUUUUUUCCAGUUUGAAAAUCAAUGAAUGAUACACAAAAUUCCCAAACACGGUGACCACAACCCUACCAGAGAAUGUCUUCUGGUCCUAUGUUCUGAGUUUGUGUCGCAGUAGUAGAGCUAAUCCUUUUAUUGCUAUGGGUUUUUAUUUCGGUUGACUGUUAGUGUUAAAUCAUCGCUGUAUUUGCAGCACGUGGGCUUGAGAGCGCUUUCGCCGACUCUCAGAGCUAUGCAAUCAUUUCAACCAAGGUUGAGACCCCUGAGAAACACCUAUUCACAAUACUCCCUCUUUGCCCCCUGACAUGUAUAAUCCUUUGUUCUUCCUAACUCUAUCCAAACUGAUAAUCUACAUAUGAACUACAGUCAUAUCAGAUAUCGAUCAAGCAGAAAAAAUUCUACAAAUAUCCGUCUACCCGAGAGUUGCAUAUCAGAGAUUCUUAAAUGGAUGUUUGAUUGUCUCGCUUUCUCGUCUGAGCCUGUACAGAGGAGCCAUGUGCCAGUUCCCACUGUGGUCCAACAGGGGGCGAUCUUUAGUCAGCAAAAAACUCAGAAUCAUUAAUUGUAAUAAAAACAACAGGAAUACAUACACACACACAUACACAAGAAAACACAUUUAUUCUAUGUGUUUUGAGACCAAUGUUUGAUAUCAGUGUUAUUAGAUAUCAAACCUACUGGUUUAGGUUUGGUAUCUGAUAACACUGAUGAUGAAAAAGUGAUGACGAUGAUGAUGAUGUAAUAUGUUUUUAUUUGUCCGCUGUUGUUGAAUGCUGUACAGGAAUGCUCUGACAGUGUGUGGAUUCUCCUGUUUUUUUUACAACAGGACUGUAUGAGAUGAACGCGAAAAGCAAAAAGACAAGAAAUGUUUCAGGACCGAUCUCAUGUUUUUUGUUUUUUACGUAUACUGUACAUAGCAAUUCACUUUUUUCAAAUAAAAUGAUUGCUUGUGUC